Anastrepha ludens (Mexican fruit fly) is the source of this 2795-nucleotide messenger RNA. It is a transcript of the gene Arl5, whose product is annotated as ADP-ribosylation factor-like protein 5B. Gene Ontology annotation, cellular component: cytoplasm; trans-Golgi network. Gene Ontology annotation, biological process: protein localization to Golgi membrane; vesicle-mediated transport; intracellular protein transport. NCBI's taxonomy places the organism in Eukaryota, Metazoa, Arthropoda, Insecta, Diptera, Tephritidae. The record is from RefSeq and is a predicted model, not a curated record. The transcript has 5 exons. Gene Ontology annotation, molecular function: GTPase activity; GTP binding. Bases 1247 to 1786 code for a protein of 179 amino acids.
UUUGGAUUUCCUUCAGUCAUUCGUGACAUUUCAUACAUUUUUGCUACAUGUGAAAAGAUUUUAUGUUAAUUUAAUUAAGGUUUAUAUUAAUAAUACACCGAAAGGGUAUUUAUUUUUCUUUUAAUUUUCAACCCUUAUGAAAAUGUUUGUGUGCAGAGCAAUGAACAAAAUCAUGAAAAAAUGAAAAGUGUCGAGUUUGUGUUGCUGAGCCAUUGAUUGCAAAAGUGAGACAUCAACCAAAUAUAAUAAGAAAAAAAAAAUAAAUAAAAAAGCAGAAAGCUUUUAAUAGAUAAAAUUGUGCUGUUUUUUUGUGUAGGAAAUGCGUUUAUUAAGUUGUGAUAAAACGCAUUAGUAAUGUGAAAAAACUGCUAACCCAACGCAUAGCUUCCGCACCCAUCCAUCAAACAAAGCAAACAACCACGAAAACGAUUACCUUGCAGCCCCCUCUAUUCUUCUUGCCUUUCGCAAACCUUCGAGUACAAACAGUUUGCUUGUGUCUACUUUAAUUGAUACAAAAUUAAAAAUAAAGCCAGUGAAAGUUUAAACGCGUCCAAAAACAAAAAGUAAAAAAGGAGAUUCGUUAAUAACUGCAAAACAGUCGAAACUGCGUAAUGCCAAGAGCUGUACGCCAAAGAGUAAAGCUAUUGGCGCUGCACACCGUUUGACGACAUGGUUGAAUUGCAGCUCGCUGGUUGAACUAAUACCAUUUCUUAGGCGAAACAACAAUAACAAGAAGUAGCAACAAUUUGCUUAAACUCAUUUUCGUUGCUUUUUGUAUUUUAUUGUUACUGCCAUUUUAAAGCGUUCAGUGUUAAACGCAGCGGUUUGGAAGUCGAUUGUUGUUUGUGAGAGGUUCUCGCAAUUUAACCUCAUUUACCUCAUUUGAUUGCGCGAAAAGUGAACGGAAACGUGAACGAUCGCACCAUCGUCAACAGCUGGCCCUCGCGCCACCACCAUCACUGCUGCCACGGGUCAUCGGACAGAAACUUGUCAAUUCCAUAAUACUAUUGUUGUAACUGUGAAGUUGUGUGAUUUUGGUGGGAAAUGAAAUCCGCAAAAUAUCUUUCAUAACUCAAUAUUUUGGAAUUCGCCUAAAUACUUGUUUUUAACAACUGGAAUUUCAUAUUCAGUCACACAUUUUCAAAUACUGUAAAGCUGGAGUGAAGUGCAUUUACUGAAAGGCAGUCUCAAUUCAACGGUUAAACCAAUUUACUUUGAGGAGAAAAAACCUGAAAUCAAUAACAAGAUGGGGCUCUUAAUAUCUAAAUUGUGGAGCAUGUUUGGCAAUGAAGAGCACAAAUUAGUAAUGGUUGGUUUGGAUAAUGCGGGCAAAACUACAAUACUCUAUCAAUUCCUUAUGAAUGAAGUCGUGCACACCAGCCCAACGAUUGGUUCGAACGUGGAGGAGGUGGUGUGGCGGAAUAUACACUUUCUGGUGUGGGAUUUGGGUGGGCAGCAGAGUUUACGCGCCGCCUGGAGCACCUACUAUACGAAUACAGAGUUUAUCAUUAUGGUCAUCGAUUCGACGGAUCGUGAGCGUUUGGCUGUGACGCGCGAAGAACUGUAUCGCAUGUUGCAGCAUGAGGAUCUGUGUAAAGCCAGUCUAUUAGUUUAUGCAAAUAAACAGGAUCUCAAGGGUGCGAUGUCAGCUGCGGAAAUUUCGCGUCAGUUGGACUUAACCUCGAUUAAGAAACAUCAAUGGCAUAUACAGGCGUGUUGUGCGCUCACCGGCGAGGGUCUUUAUCAGGGUCUUGAGUGGAUUGUGCAGCGCAUCAAAAAGAAAUGACAGACGUCAAAUAUGGACUGCGAUAGGAUAUAGCUAAUUAAAUAUAAUAAUAAAAUGUAAAAAAUCUUUAUUUUAAUAACAAAAUGUAAUAAAGAUUAAAACAUAAAAUAGAAAGUAGCAAAAACAAAACACAGGACAGUAGAAACCAACUUAUAUUAUAGUAUAAGAGCGCAUAGAUUAAUACGCGCUACUAAAGAGUAGCAACAAUUUAAAGCAAAUAAGAUCAUAGGAAAAAAUACAAAUACAAAUACAUACAAAAAAUUAAAAAAAUGUGUGAGCGUAGCAUUAAAUAGUUUUAUGAUUAUUUUAAUUAAGCAGGACGUGCUCAGAAAAUAAAUGGGGGAAAAAAAUCCAUUAUUUUCUCGGUAGAUGGAUGUAGUCAUCGAUAUCUCGUGAAGUGUCGAUCAAACAAUUUAAAGUUUAUGCUCGUUGUCAAGGUGGCAUUUCAGGCUUUUUUGAUGUUAAAGAAAUUGUCGAUAAAAUCACAAAAAUAAUCAAAGUUGAGCGGCAUUUUAGUAGUCGUAGCAUCGUCCAGGAGCUAAAAAUCACCCAUAAAACAGUUUUAAACCAUUUGCGCGAAAAUAACGGUUUCUUUUCCCCCAAAACCCAAUAUAUGAGACAACUUUAAAUUUAUUUUAUUUUAACAUCGAAAAAGAAAAAGCAAGUAAUCUUAGCAGCAAAUGACUGCAAAAUUAACGCUGUUAGUUUUAGCAAUGACUAUUUAUAUUUAAUUUUCUAAAAUUUUAUUUUAAUUGCUAACUAUUUUUUGUGCUCAGUUGUUUAGGCUUAGACCAAUUAAUAAUUUCGAAAAUUCUUACAUUUAUAAAUUCAGUUCAAAUAACAUUUUUAAUAUUUUUAAAUUUAUUUUAUACGCAGUUAUCAUUUAAAAAUUGUGCACUCUUUUAUUUUGACAUUCUUGCUUUACUUUUUAAUUGAAUAAUAUAAUAAUAAUAAAAAAAAAAUUCCUACGGAGUUAUCAAAAAAAAAAAAAAAUACAUCAAUACUUCAU